AUGUCCGGUUUUGUUUCGUCCAAUCUAGGUGCUGCCGCCUCGUUUUAUUUGGCCUUGUACGUAAUCUAUGGUCUUUUCAUGACGACUGUUGUCUUCAAAAAAGGCUUCAAGACCGUGUACACAUUCAUGUGGGUGUUUGGUCUUAUUCGUUUUCUGGGCCAGCUUUGUGGAGUCGUAUAUGCCAAAUUGGGCCCGUCUCAUUACCAAUGGCUCAUUGCAUAUUUGGUUUUGGGUGCCGAAGGCUAUCUCACGUUGAUUCUAGCUGCUUUCCGGUUCACAUGCAAGGCGCAAAUCCGCCAGUAUGGGUUUUCGUGGGUUUUGACCCUGGGGCCCUUUGAUUGCCGCCUUUUUGGCAAACCUUUCUCGUGGAAAUUGAUCUUUCAGAACUUGGUGUUGAUUCCAGCCAAUGUGUUCAUCAUCAUUGGAGGAGUGAUGUUAGCGGGAAUGGACAACGAACAACUUGAAAACCAUUAUGAAGAAGUUAAUUUGUCAAAAGGUCUUCGGACAACUGGCCAGGCCGUUUUUGUUUUUGUGACUUUCACCGUGGUGGUCUUUAACAUCCAUGUGUAUGCGAAAGAAAAAGUCCGCAACUGUCUUACCAUUGCCGUCAUGUGUGCUUCGCCGUUUCUUUUAGUCAGAGGCAUUUUUGGCAUUUUGGCCAUUCAUGUUACAGACAUGAAUUACUUUGAUGCUAGCAACUACACAUCUGGAGGUUCAGCUUCGCAUAAAUUGACCAUUUAUGAGUAUGUUUUAGGCACCACCAUGGAAUUUAUUGUGGCUUGUUGCUUGGUUUCUACAUUGGCAUUUGAAGGAGACAGCCGGGCGAUUGAAGAUGGCACUGAUGAAGACAACUUUAAAGACAUUGACGAAAAGAUCGUUUGA
Molecule: messenger RNA, 882 nt
Organism: Clavispora lusitaniae ATCC 42720
Lineage: Eukaryota; Fungi; Ascomycota; Pichiomycetes; Serinales; Metschnikowiaceae
Product: putative integral membrane protein
Source: RefSeq, a predicted model, not a curated record